Molecule: messenger RNA, 2137 nt
Organism: Gadus macrocephalus (Pacific cod)
Lineage: Eukaryota; Metazoa; Chordata; Actinopteri; Gadiformes; Gadidae
Product: solute carrier family 22 member 14-like
Biological process (GO): transmembrane transport
Cellular component (GO): membrane
Molecular function (GO): transmembrane transporter activity
Source: RefSeq, a predicted model, not a curated record
UUCAUAUAGCGUGAUCGUAAAAGAUGCUCCUUGAUAACGACAGUUAAUCUGUAGUCCCUGAUCAAGGCGGUGACCUCUUUACGCAACCAUUUAUAUAUACCCUUAUUCUCAGAAAUUCGCUGUCUUCGAGAUGGCAAAGUCUGGUGAGAUCCUCAGAGCGGUGGGAAACUUUGGACUCUUUCAGACGCUUAUCGUCUUGGCCCUCAGCUUUCCAAAUCUUUUACUGUCCGUAUCCUUCGCCAGCAUCCUCUUCAUUGACUCUGACCCGGAGCGCCACUGUAACACAGACUGGAUCCUGGGGGCCGGUCCCAACCUGACAGAAGAGGAGCAGCUGAACCUGACCGUUCCCCGGGAGCCAGACGGCUCCCUCAGCCGGUGUCUGAUGUACGCUCCGGUGAACUGGACCCUGGACUCCAUCCGGCAGUAUGGCCUGAACCACACCACCGCCUGCCGGGACGGAUGGGUGUACGACCAGACCCUGUACCAGGCCACCAUAGUCACCGAUUUUGACCUUGUGUGCGACAAGGCCCAUUUGGCUGGGAUCACACAGACAGUCUUCAUGGCUGUUAUUCUGGCCGGUUCCUUCAUAUUCCGACCUGCUUCGGAACCGUUUGGCCGUAAGACGCUAGUACAGAUACCAGCAUUCCUCUUGACGGUGUUCACUGUGGUCUCCGGUCUGUCGUUAAAUCUCUACAUGUACCUGGCAUCACAGUUCAUGGUCGGCAUCUCCAUUGGGGGCUACAGAAUCAAUGCCAGUGUAUUGGGAAAGGAGUGGCUGGGAAUCUCCAAGAGGUCCCUCUUUCCCUGCAUGAACCAGCUGCUGACGUCCAUAGGCCAGUGUGUGGCGGCUGGUCUGAUGUUCGGGGUCUGGAGGAUGCGCUACGUCUUAUCGGGUCCCGUGGCCGUGGUGUUUAUUUACAUAUGGUAGGUCAUGCUUGCUCCAUUGCGGACCGCUCGAUGGACCACUGCAAGAUGAGGUUCCCUGAUCCUUGUUUUAAUUUGAAUAACAAUGCUGUCAUAUGAUUGGACUUAAUGAUAUUUUGUCUUUGUUAUUGUAUAUUUGGUCACCGUUUUUGUGGCAGAUUCAAAGGUAAAAAUGAUAUUCAUUCCGUUUACAGAUGGUUUUAUUUUAUCUAUAUUUCUGUUUUACUCUUCCAGGUAACUAACUUAAUCUGCCUCUUAUAUCAACUAGGUUCAUUCUUGUAACUGCAUGCUGGUUGCUAACCAAAGGAAGACACAGAGAGGCCAGGCAGUGGUUACUGAAAGCUGCUAAGAUCAAUGGGUCGUCCCCGACAAGCUACUGGAAUCUGCAACCAUAGAGAUGGACCAGACCAUAAAAAGAGAAGGAAUCCUGACCCUGUUUAAGUCCCAAUCCUGAUCCUUCUCAUCUCAAUUUCUUGUUUAGUGACUCACUGUGUACAUUGGUACAUCACCUUAUAUGUGAUCUCAAUCAACUAAAGUAUUAAUUAUUUGCGUUGGACUAAAGGUUUUCAACAAACCUGGGCCACUUCAGCCUCUCACUGAACGUGGGGAACUUGGGUCUCAACAUCCUUCUGUUGCAGUCCAGGUUUGGGCUCAGUCAGAUCCCAGCACAGCUUCUCUGCUUCUGCAUGCUGGAGGCGUUUGGAAGGAAAAAGUCCCUAUUGUGCACCACCACCACUAGCAGUUUGGUCUGCUUUGUCACACUUGCCUUCUCUCAAGGUGCAUCCACCCAAAGCAAUCCCUCUGUGUUGUCUACAAAAUGCGACCCCAGCCCUAAAACCUCAUGCCAAACUCACACCCUAACCCCACACCCACAUCUUAAGACCUACCCUCAAACUUAAAAUCGAACCCUAACACCCCUCAAACCCUAAAACCAAACCCCAUCCAAACCCUUUAACACUGCUGUUGCCUCUUGCAUUAGACAGGUCUGUGGUCAUCGCUGUCCUGGCGACCGUCGGCCGUUUCCUCUUCACGUGCUCUAGUUUGGUGUCCAUGGUUUACGGCCAGGAGUUGUUCCCCACAUCAGUCAGGCAGCAGGCCGUUGGUCUGUGCUCCAAGAUGGUCUGAGUGGCGGGCCUGUUGUCUCCGCUGCUAUCGGUGUACCACUACUCCAUACCCAUCGUAGUGUUCAGCAGUCUCACCCUGGUGUGUGGAU